This is a messenger RNA of Rhodamnia argentea, 2108 nucleotides long. RefSeq lists its product as uncharacterized. The transcript has 4 exons. The coding region runs from base 318 to 1727 and encodes 469 amino acids. Gene Ontology annotation, biological process: protein transport. Lineage: Eukaryota; Viridiplantae; Streptophyta; Magnoliopsida; Myrtales; Myrtaceae. The record is from RefSeq and is a predicted model, not a curated record.
AACGAGUCUCUUUCGUGUCAACUGAGGAAAACGAAAAAACGUAUGCCUCUCUAGCAGCAAGACCUUUUCCCACCCUUACAAAACAAACGAAGCAAGAAGACGAGAAAUGUAUCCUGCCCUGCCCGCAAUAAAGUCACCGUAAUAGCAGACGUGAGCGCCGAGUGAGACCGAGGCACUUGGCCAGCGACCCUCCAUUCCGUCGUUCGUCGUCAUCACCAUUAAAGGAGAAAACCACCAUCGUUCUCCGUCAGCUCUUCUCUCUUUCUCCUCACGGAAAAACGAGCUCUUUGAGACUUCUUCACACCAUUGGACCCGUCAUGGGGAAGAAGCUCGACCGCCUGCUCGGGAGAUCCUUCAAGCUCUCCAAGUUCAAGCCCCUCGCCUCUCUCGCCGUCUCUCGCCUCGCGGUCCUCAGGAAGCGCAGUGAAGCCCGGCUCUCGCAGGCUCGGUCCGACGUCGCUCAGCUUCUCGAGCUCGCGCACCAUGACCGGGCUCUUCUUCGAGUCGAGCAGGUGGUGGGGGAGCAGAACACGUUGGAUGUUUAUGCCCUGAUCGAGGGCUAUUGUCAUCUCUUGAUCGAGAGGGUCGACCUUAUUGAACGGGAAAAGUACCGCGUUUCUCUCUGGUUUUAUGUUUGCCAUUCCGUAUCAAAAGAUCAGACAUUGACUUUUUCGUUUCACACACUCUUUUGGUUGAUGGUGUGUGGGUCUGUUUUCGUCCAUUCUCGCAGAGUUUGUCCGGAUGAGCUGAAGGAGGCAGCAUCGAGUUUGGUGUUCGCGGCGUCGAGGUGCGGAGAUUUCCCUGAGCUCCACGAGAUGCGUGUUCUCCUUAGCUCUCGUUACGGCAAGGAGUUCGCUGCUUCGGCUGUUGAAUUGAGGAACAACUGCGCAGUGAAUCCUACGCUGAUACAGAGGCUGUCGACCAGGCAGCCUAGCUUAGAGAGCAGAACCAAGUUGCUCAAAGAGAUUGCUGCAACCAACGGCAUAGCUUUGCCUUUCGAUGAACCCUUGGACCCCUUAGAGGGAAACACUGGUGUAAAGGAUAUGCCGGACCAACCUAUCAAUUCUGCAUAUUCUAGACCUAGUGUUGACAAUAAUAUGGAAAGUACAUCUAAAACAAGUGUGAUGGACGAAUUCUCCGACUCGUUCGAGGCACGGAGCGAGUACCAGGAUGUCGCCGAAGCAGCCCAAGCGGCUUUCGUGUCGGCUGCUUAUGCGGCAGCAGCUGCAAGAGCUGCAGUAGAACUGUCUCGAUCGGAAUCUUUCGAUCCCGAUGAUCAAAACAGUCCUAGUCCUAGUGCUCGAAGGUUAGAGGCGAAGCAGGUAUUUGAUCACAAUGAGAGGCAACUCCAAAAUGCACAUGGACCUCGAGGCCCUGUCAUGGGCAGAAAUGCUGCGGAAACCAGACCUUCAGUGUCUUCCCUGACCUCAGAUUCAGGAGAAUUGACUAUGACUCCUCGGGUUGGAGCAGGUCGGUCUGAUCGCUCGCGGGAGGAAAUAUAUUUCGACAGAAGCGACGACGAGGAGUGUGAUCGAAUUGAAUCCCCUUGUGACUUCUCAUCUCCUAUGCAAAUUCCAUCACGUUCCCGAGCUGGCACGAAGGCAGAAUCGGGUGCGGGAGGCCACGUAGCACGCCCGGCUGAAGCGACGGGGGCGCACGUCAGACAGGUCCUGGACCUAGAGAGGAGACCGAUGUCUGUGAGGAGUAGACACGUGCGCGGUUACUGAGCAGUUCUUUGGGAGCAACAGAUGUGCAGUCCAACCAUGUUGUUGUUGUCGUUGUUCUUAUCAUGUAAUUAGCAUGUGAUUUGGUUUCCGAUCUAGAGGUUGUUAAUAAUUUUUCCAGGCAGAGAGAAUUCGUGAGUAGGCGAGGGGGGGGUGUUUUCGAUUCUACUUUCGCGGUUUGAUGGCAAAAAUGGAAUUGGUUUGAACCGUACCAUAUUAAAAUAGGAAACGUAUUCUUAGUCCCAGGUUCGCCUCUGUUAGCUGCUAAACUCACUUAAGUCCCACACCAUCAAAUUCCUUAUUCUGGUUUCAAUGUCACGAGGUGUCUGAAUUUUCGUAAUCUGUCCGGAGGCUUUGUCUCGGUUCAAUUCCUUUGUCUGUCUA